This is a messenger RNA of Linum trigynum, 3584 nucleotides long. Lineage: Eukaryota; Viridiplantae; Streptophyta; Magnoliopsida; Malpighiales; Linaceae. The record is from the annotation of a GenBank genome assembly.
CAUAAUCCUUUUUCUUGUGUACAAUUUCAAUAGAAUAACAUAUUAUGGAUGCGUUUGUUUAUAACCUUUUUAGCCUAUUUCAACAAAUGUCGUGAAAAAAAAAACUAGACAUAUGUAGAAGUAAAUCACAUUUUAUUAAAAUUCAAACAACAUUUGUGAAUUUUGAUACCUUUCACCUCGGUUUAUUUGUUUGAAAUUUUAAUCAGUUAUAAAAUAUUUUUAUGAUGUAUAAUAAUUAUAUAUUUUAUGUUGGGUUGGGUUUUUACUUAAAAAUAUCGCCAACCCGACUCAACCCAAUUAGAAACAACCGUAGGGUUUAACUUUUUUUGGAUUGGUUUGGGUUUGAUAAUUCCCAAACCGUAGUGCAUGGGUCGGGUGAUUAAAAUGGUUAAACCCGAACCACCCGACCCAUGUACACCCGUACUCGUACUAAUGAGCUUGGUGAACACUAAUACACAAUAGUUCAUUCCCUUGUAUUUCCGACGUGGUACUUGGAUUGUCCAAUAACAUAAAAGAAUAUAGAUGAUAACGAGUCACAUUAGGACUGUAUGAUGCAUAUCAUUAUCAUACACAAAAUAGCUUGUGAUUUAUCCGUACUUAUACUCAUAGAGGAUUGAUUCAUGUAAAUUUUCAAAACCAUAUCCAUACCCAUACCCGAUUUUAGGUAUUCAAAGUUAUCAAUAGAUAAUAAUUUUUCCCUGUGCAUAAUCGAACGAGUUCAGGUUAGAUAGUAAAGAAAUCGUGUCCAUCAAUCCACAACAUUUAAAAUUAAAUUUUAUUCGUAUCGACUAAACAAUUCUCAAAAUUUGAGUUUUUCACUCCUCAAUUAGGUCGAAUUCGAAGGGCAUCCACUCAUAUUUUUAUUUUUGUCACCGCUAAAAGUUGUAGAAACUAAAAACUGAAAAGGGAAGAAAAAAAAGAAGAGGAAAAGAAAAAGAAAGGCGGAAAAAAGGAAGGGAGGGAGCGGUGGGUGAAGUCGGCCUGACCCCAUUGCAGCUCCAGACACAGACAGACAGCGCGCUUGGCGCCCACCCACCUACACCACCCUUCCUUCCUUCCGUCGGAUCAGCCAUUGCCACAGAGACGGAGCGAAUCCAGCCUCAAUCUCACUCCCUCUUCCGCCGCCGCCGCCAGCAGCUGAUUACAGUUCCGCCGGAACUGGCUCUUCUUCUUCCCUUUCUCCCCAACUUCUCAACUCUCUGAAUUCCUUACUUCUCUUCUCUUCCCUUCCUCUUACUUCCCAUUUAUGCUUACCUUUCUGUAAUUAAAAUCUGACCCUCCCUUCCCUUCCUAGCAGCUUUUUUUUAGUGGGUGUUCUUAUCUUUACUUACUGCCUCCUAUCGCUAAAAAACAGUGGGCGGAAGAAGCUCUUCUCUUUGUUAGAUCUAUCCGAAUCGGCCCUCACCCUUUUCUUUUGUCGGUGCGGGUUGAUUGUUCUCUGUAUAUUGUGUUCACUUCCUUCCUUCAUCACUGCUUUCCUUAUAUUGUUAUUAGUAUAUCCCCGUAUUCUUAUUCUUUUCUCUUUACUCGCUCGCCGCUGCUUGCCCUCCCCUGGUUGGGUUAGGGUUUCGCUACUCUAGCUAGGGGGGUUUCUUUCAUUUUUUUCUCUUCGAUACCUUCUUUUUGACCCACUCCGUUUGUGCUCCGAUGGAGCCCCGUGUUGGCAAUAAGUUCCGGCUCGGUCGUAAGAUCGGCAGCGGUUCGUUCGGAGAGAUCUAUCUUGGCACUAAUAUUCAGACGAAUGAGGAGGUUGCAAUUAAGCUGGAAAAUGUGAAGACAAAGCAUCCUCAGUUGUUAUAUGAAUCCAAGUUAUACAGAAUCUUGCAGGGAGGAACUGGUAUUCCGAAUGUGCGGUGGUUUGGUGUUGAAGGAGACUACAAUGUUCUAGUGAUGGAUUUGCUCGGUCCUAGUCUCGAAGACCUAUUUAGCUUUUGCAGUCGGAAACUCUCUUUGAAGUCUGUUCUUAUGCUUGCAGAUCAGAUGAUCAAUCGAGUAGAAUUUGUUCACACAAAGUCCUUCUUACAUCGAGAUAUCAAGCCAGACAAUUUUCUGAUGGGUCUCGGAAGACGUGCCAAUCAGGUCUACAUCAUUGAUUUUGGUUUGGCAAAGAAAUAUCGGGAUAGCUCAACUCAUCAGCACAUUCCAUACAGGGAAAACAAGAGUUUGACUGGCACUGCUAGAUAUGCAAGCAUGAAUACUCAUCUAGGGAUUGAGCAAAGCAGAAGGGAUGAUCUAGAGUCUCUUGGUUAUGUUCUUAUGUACUUCCUGAGAGGAAGCCUUCCUUGGCAGGGACUAAAAGCAGGAACAAAGAAACAGAAGUAUGAGAAAAUUAGUGAAAAGAAAGUUUCUACCUCAAUUGAGGCCUUAUGUCGGGGAUAUCCAAGUGAAUUUGCUUCUUACUUCCAUUACUGCCGUUCAUUACGGUUCGACGAUAAGCCAGAUUAUGCAUACCUGAAAAGAAUAUUUCGUGAUCUUUUCAUCCGUGAAGGCUUCCAGUUUGAUUAUGUCUUUGACUGGACAAUAUUGAAGUAUCAGCAGGCACAGCUGGCUAAUCCCCCAGUUCGUGGACUUGCCCCAGGUGUUGGGACUAGUUCUGGAAUGCCUCCUAUUGCCAGUGUUGAUCGACAGACAGCUGAAGAAUCACGCCCUGCAGCUGGCCAAUCCAUGGACCCCUCUCGGCGGAGAUACUCUGGACCAAUACUGAACAGCGCAAGUUAUACUAAUAAUAAGCAAAAGAGUCCGGUUGGAAAUGAUGCUCCUGUCACUAAGGAUCCAAUUUUACCAAGCUCCAAUUUUUUGGGUCGUUCAUCGAGGCGUGCUGUAGCUGCUGUUUCGGGCAGUCAUGGUGAUGUGUUUGCUGCUGGAAGAAGCGAGUCUGGUGGAGGUGCUGGUCUGGUGAGAGUUUCGAGUGGUCAAAGAAGCCCCCCUCACGUUGGGUCGUCGGGUGACCCCGCUAGGCGUACAUCAUCCUCUGCUAGAAAUACAACAACUCAGAUAAAGACCCCCUUCGAAUCUGCCCUGAAGGGAAUUGAAGGUCUGACUAUUGACAGCGAUGACAAAGUUCCGUACUGGGAGAUUCUGUCUUCUGCAGGCAACAAUCCACAGCCGAGAUAGGAGAGAAACAAAAAUUGUUUGUAAAGCAGGAGGAUGUCCGAUGAUGUGCCUCAGCGGUUAGAGACUAGUUUAGUUUGGUAGAAGGGUGUGAUGAGUUUGUUAUUGAAGUUGGAAUAACAGUCUUGAGGGGUGAAAUGCUGGAUUUUUUUUUCCGGUGAGAAAUGCACAUACAGGAUAUAGAAAGGCAAAGCUUCUUCUGGGGAUUGAAUUGCUCUCUGCAGCAAGUGUUUGUGUGUAAGCCCUUAUAGUUCCAAAUACAGAUUUGCCCUUUUGAACGAUCCUCGUGGAUUGUUCAUAUAAUUUGAUCCCGGCAUUUUAAAGCAUUGGUUAAAGAUUUCACUUCACUUCACUCUAGUGUGUGAAGGAGGUGUAGGGGUUUACAGUCCGUCCUCCCUGCUUGCUCUGUCCUGUGGUAUGGUGGUUGGUCCGCCUUGAAAGUUCUAGAUCGCUAAUCAACGUCCUAAAAUCGC